UCAAAGCGAACAGUUGUGCGAAAGGAUUCAGAUCGAUUGUAUUUCUUCUGGCUAGGUAAGCCGUCAAUUACGUUGGACAUAACGGUUAAACGACUACAAUCCGAGACUCUGUUCGCGGUCGCGAAAGUUCGCUAUUGACACGAACUUUAUUCCGCGACGUUGCUGUUUGACUUGACUUCAAACGAAAGAAUCGACUAAACAACACCCCGAUCAAACGUUCGCCAUGGACUUCUGGACGACAAUCUUGUCGAUAUUGGUCUUCUUGCUGAUCAUAUAUUAUUACUCCUCCCUCAAAUAUACACAAAAUGUGUUUCAACAACACAGGAUUCCGCACGGCAAGCGAAUUUCCAUCCUGCAGGAAAUCCUGGAUCUAUUUGUAUUCCCGAAGGCCUACGUUGACAUGAUCCAAACGGUGUACAAUAUACAUCAGGAAGCCAAGUACGUCGGGAUCUUUCAUCUCACGGGAAGUUUCCUGAUGCUGCGUGACGUCGAGGUGGUCAAGUCCGUCUGCAAGAAGAACUUCGACGCGUUCGAGGACCACUUCUUUUUCGGCGACAACGUCCCGGACACGCUCUUCGCGAAGCACCUCAUCGCGCUACGAGGCGAUAAGUGGCGCAAUAUGAGGAAGCUCUUGUCUCCCGCGUUCACAUCCUGUAAGCUGAAGAUGAUGUUUCCAUUGAUAUCCAAUUGCGCGAUGAAUUUUUCUGAAUUCCUGGCGAACUUGCCUGUUGAGAAGCGUACGAUGAAGCUGAAGAACGUUUUCGGCUGGUACUCCAACGACGUGAUCGCAUCGUGCAUGUUUGGCAUCAGCGUGGACUCCAUAAGGCAUCCGGACAACGAUUUCUACGUGUACGGUAAGAUAGCGACGGAUUUCAACAUGUACUCUCUUAUGAAAAUCUUGUUGAUGCAACACGCACCGACGCUCACGCAUCUGCUGAACAUCACGGUCGUCAAAGACCCUGUUCGCGCGUUCUUCAUUAAGAUGGUGGCCGAAACUAUACGAAUGAGAGAGGAGAGAGGCAUUACCCGACCGGACGUGAUUCAGUUGAUGAUGGAAAAUAGAGAUAAGCAAGCGCUCAGCAUCGAAGAAAUGACUUCGCAAGUGUUCAGCUUCUACCUCGGCGGCUUCGAGACCGGCCGAACGGCCUCGUCCUUCAUGGCGUACGAGAUUGCCAUGAAUCCGCACAUCCAGAUGAAAUUGCAGCAAGAGAUCGACCAGGUUCUGCAGGAUACAAAUGGUCAACCAUCCUAUGAGGCGAUUAACAGAAUGGCGUAUCUGAGCGCCGUGAUCAACGAGACCCUCAGGAUAUAUCCGCCAACGCCGAUGAUAGAUCGACUGUGCGUGAAGGACUUCGAGCUGCCCGCUGCGUUACCUGAUGCAAAGCCGUACGUCGUGAAGAAGGGGAUAAUAAUCUGGAUUCCGUUUUACAGCCUUCAUCAUGACCCCAAGUACUUUUCGGAACCGGAGAAGUUCAAGCCCGAAAGGUUCCUCAAAAGCAGCGAGCAAAACGAGUGUAACCUCGAUGCUUAUUAUCCGUUUGGAGUAGGUCCUCGAAUAUGCAUUGGCUACAGGUUCGCCUUACUGCAGAUGAAAAUCUUGUUGUUCCAUCUGCUGGCACACUGCGAGUUGAAGACGUGCAAGAAGACUCCAAUACCCCUGAAACUCAAGAAAGGUGGAUUUCUCUUGAAAUCCGAGAGCGAUAUCUGGCUAGAAUUUGUGCCAAGACAGAAGCAGCACAAUUAUUAAUUAAGUACUUUAUAUGACUGAAGAGAAUAUCGAAAUCACGUAUCAGGUGAAUAAUAUUAUAAAUGGAAAAUAAAAAACAGAAAGAGACUAUAUAAAUGGAAAAUAAAAAACAGAAAGAGAUGUAUAGAAAGCAUAGAAAAAUAUAACUUAUAGAGCAAUUCUUACAAUUUAUAUAUAUAUAUAU
This is a messenger RNA of Odontomachus brunneus, 1931 nucleotides long. RefSeq names its product cytochrome P450 9e2-like. Gene Ontology annotation, molecular function: monooxygenase activity; iron ion binding; heme binding. The record is from RefSeq and is a predicted model, not a curated record. Lineage: Eukaryota; Metazoa; Arthropoda; Insecta; Hymenoptera; Formicidae. The coding region runs from base 224 to 1747 and encodes 507 amino acids. The transcript has a single exon.